Messenger RNA from Porites lobata, 1224 nucleotides. The record is from the annotation of a GenBank genome assembly. Lineage: Eukaryota; Metazoa; Cnidaria; Anthozoa; Scleractinia; Poritidae.
AUGGUAGCUCAAGAUGCUGAAUAUCAUGUCAAAUGCCUUGUUUCUCUUUAUAACAGAGCACGAGGAACCGAAAAAUAUAGUGCAGAAAGUGAUGCGGAUGCCGUUAAUCACGGCAUUGCUUUUGCUGAACUUGUUUCUUAUAUAGAAGAUGCGAGAAUGGACAAUCUGAUAGCCUCAAUUUUCAAAUCGUCUGGCCUAGUCAGUCUAUACAGCAACAGGCUUACACAACUUGGAACAGAAGUAGCGGGACGCAUCCACUCAACUAAAGUCAAGAUUAGAGUACUGAGCUACUUUUCAGACAUGGAAGCUCAUACCCAAGGCCGUGAAGUUAUUGUGGCUUUCAACGGGGAUGUUGGUGCCGCACUGAGAAAAGCAUGUGAACAUGACGCUGAUGGGGAUGCUGUUCAUCUUUCUAGGGCUGCCACUAUAGUUAGAAGAGAUAUGUUCAGUAAGAAAAUGGAAUUCAAUGGCUCAUUCUCCACUACUUGCCAGGAACAGUCUGUGCCUAAUUCACUGCUAGCACUGGUUACUAUGGUACUUAAUGGACCAAAUAUCAAAUCACGUUCCUCCAAUGUGUCUCAGGCUGCCCUUUCUCUGUCUCAGCUUCUUCUAUACAACAGCGUGAAGCGCUACAAGGAAAAUGAUACAGAUAUUGUCCGACACAGCCAACAAGGAGAAGCACCUCUACCAGUCUAUUUAGGUAUGAUGCUUCAUACAAAGACCAGGAAACGUGAACUUGUGGACGCUCUUUUUAAUCUUGGCUUGUGUAUAUCGUAUGACUGUGUAUUAAAAAUCUCCACUGAGCUGGGAAACAACAUUUGUUACUACUAUCAGCAGAAAAGGGUUGUUUGUCUCCCUCGACUGAAAGGUGGUAUUUUCACCACCGCUGCUGUAGACAACAUUGACCACAAUCCCAGCUCAACUAGCUCUCACGACUCAUUUCAUGGAACUGGGAUAUCCCUCUUUCAGCACCCCACUGAGAAAAACAAUGACGAAAACUGUGGAGUUCAGCUGCCUACUGACGCAAUUCAGGACAAUGUACGUGCACAAAAGAAGACAUUAAUGCUACCAGAGUUUUACACAACGGUGCCUCCUGUCAAUUUGCAUAGGGACGACCCACCUAUCCCACAGCUUCAAGGGCCCAACAAAGGAGAGUGCCAGCGCAUUCCUGAAGAAACAGUGAAGGAAUACCGGUACAGUUGGCAAAAAUCUUUUUAUUUUUGA